UUACCCCUGGCAGCGUGGAGGAGGCGGAGGAGGCAGAGCCUGACGAGGAGUUCAAAGAUGCUAUUGAGGAGAACCAGCUGCUGGUCAUGGAGGAUGACGAAAGCUCUCAGUGUUCAGCAGAUUUUGACCUCAGCCUCCCGGACAAUGGUUUUAUGAGCAAAAAUGAGGUCAUCCGCAGCAAGGUGUCGCGCCUGACGGAGCGCCUGCGCAAGCGCUACCCCAGCAACAACUUUGGGAGCUGCACGGGCUGCGCAGCCACCUUCUCUGUGCUCAAGAAGAGGCGGAGCUGCAGUAAUUGUGGGAACAGCUUCUGCUCCAGGUGUUGCUCCUUCAAGGUCCCCAAGGCUGUGAUGGGAGCCACGGCCCCGGAGGCUCAGAGGGAGACGGUGUUCGUGUGUGCUCUGUGCAACCAGGUGCUCACCAAAUGACUGAGAGAGGCCCAGCCAGCUCCUGGGGCCUGCACCGCCUGACGCCGGGACAGCGGGUGCCCUGCCCUUGCUGGAUGGCAGCCUGGGCUGCUUGUUUCCUGGUGUGGUGUCACCCUGCCAGAGGACACCUCUGCUCACCGCUGCUCCUGCCAGCGCUCGGCUGGGGCAGAGCAGCCCUUGCCCUGCAGCAUCUGCUGCACAGCUGGGUCCCUGCGGUGGAGCGUGACCCACAGCUGUGCCCCCGUCCCUGCAGCUGCUCCCUGGCACUCGCUGUGCCCUGCCACAUACUUCCCCAGGCCCUGUGGUCUGGCUCAGUGAUGGAGGAGCCAUCCUUCCUACCUGUGGUCCUACCUCCACCUCCUGGGUGGGGCAGAACGGCCUCGGAGCUCUGUCCCUGUGUUUCCCAGCGCUGCGCUAGGUGACUGUAUUUUUGGGAUCAAGUCAGAGCUUUACUUGCAUUCCCAGGAGAUGUGGUCUUUGGUCCUGGCUCAGCUGAGACCCCGCUGGUUGCUCCUGUGCUCCUGGGGCACACUGCCUGCAGGCUGAGUCCUUUCCCCUCCGUAUUUGGCUGUAGGGCAGAGGAGGCAGGAGGGUAAGUUUGGGCCGGGCUCUGUGGCCAGAUCUCCAGCUGCAGCCUGAGGAGAGGCACAAACUGGUGCUGCUCCGUGCACUUAGUGACUGCUGCUUUCUAAUACAGAUUAAUAUAUAAGUGUAUAUAGAGAAUGACCAAUAAAUCUCUUGCCCUCA
Molecule: messenger RNA, 1175 nt
Organism: Calidris pugnax (ruff)
Lineage: Eukaryota; Metazoa; Chordata; Aves; Charadriiformes; Scolopacidae
Product: protrudin-like
Exons: 6
Coding region: 87-428 (113 amino acids)
Biological process (GO): protein localization to plasma membrane; vesicle-mediated transport; neuron projection development
Cellular component (GO): growth cone membrane; endoplasmic reticulum tubular network
Molecular function (GO): metal ion binding
Source: RefSeq, a predicted model, not a curated record